This is a messenger RNA of Acyrthosiphon pisum (pea aphid), 1354 nucleotides long. RefSeq lists its product as uncharacterized. The coding region runs from base 133 to 1146 and encodes 337 amino acids. The record is from RefSeq and is a predicted model, not a curated record. NCBI's taxonomy places the organism in Eukaryota, Metazoa, Arthropoda, Insecta, Hemiptera, Aphididae. The transcript has 6 exons.
AAAGAAAAAAAGAAAAAUGAAAUAUACGCAUUAUGUUUACAACAUAUUAAAUUAGCAAAUCGUAAUCAAUUUGUCCUCACUAAAGAAGAAAGUCAGGUGUGUUAUGAGUGUUUGCAACAUCAAUCAAAAAAGAUGGAAACUUGUUCAAGUUGUUAUUUUGCUCUACUUUGUUCAGAAUGUUGCAAAAAUCAACAUAAUAAAGAAUUUAAUUGUAAAGUACUAAUGAGCCAGAGUUAUAUGAUUAAAAUUCAAAAUGAACAAAAUGACAACCAAAUUUAUGAAAAUUCAAAUUUAUCUUUUACACGUUGCAUUUCUAGUGAAAAAUCUAGGAUGAAUAGUGAACAAUUGGAAAUUCUUAAAUACAUUUCUUCGACUUUAGUAUCAUCACAGUUUUCAAAAACAUCGGACUACUCAUCUUCAGAUGAUGCAAGUAAUUACAAUCAGUCUAAGCAGUCUAAGCAGUCACAAGACAAAGUUAUAAACGAACCCCACUCAAGAAACUACGAAUUUAAAGAUGAGUCUAAUUAUUCUAGUAGUAAUAAAAUGUUCGAUUCAGUAUCAUCAAAAAGCAGCAAUAUAAGUGUCAGAAGACGUAGUAACGAUCUAGAUUACGACUCGAACAAUUCGUCGAAUGUUCAUUCGGAUAUUGAAGUUACUAUUGAGGAUACGCGUAAUUACUCUAAGCAGUCUAAGCGGUAUAAUGAGUCUGAUCAGUCACAAAAAUCAACGAAAUACAAAAACAAAAACACUAAUAGCAGGGUCAGAAGUCAAAGUAACGGUCUAGAUUACGACAAGAAGAAUUAUAUUCGCACGGAUAGUGUGGUGAAAUUGCAAAAUAAAAAUGAACAAAAUGACAGGAGAUCGCGACAAAAAAAUGCAAAAAAAAGAAAUAAAAAACUUAUCCUUAACAAUCAAGUAAAUGUACUUGCUAUAUCUACUAUGAAAUACAGAAUGAUUAGAUCACCGGGUUGUUGGAUACCAAUAUUUAUGUUCAUCAAUCGUGGUUCAUAUGAAGACGUAACUAUAUUACAAAAUGUAAUAAGCCCAGGAAUGCCAUAUAUUUUAAUGGUUGAAAAAAAUGGACAAGUUUACUAUAAGAUCAAUGCUAAUCAAUAUGACAUGUUGAAUAACUACAGUUUGAUAUAAAAUCACUUUAAUAUAUGGAUGAGAAUCAUAGAUUUAUGUUAUAUAGAUAUUAAAAAUUAUGGAACACAACUUCAAUAAAAAUAAUAAGGAAAACUAUCAAUGUAUUUUAAUGAAAAUAAACACAACAUAUAAAUAUUUUAAUGACUUUUUUCGUUAGAUCGUUAAGAACUAUCAUUAUAUGCCUGAUAUAGUAUAUAUACCUUAUUUA